Cydia splendana is the source of this 1813-nucleotide messenger RNA. RefSeq names its product nudC domain-containing protein 1. The record is from RefSeq and is a predicted model, not a curated record. NCBI's taxonomy places the organism in Eukaryota, Metazoa, Arthropoda, Insecta, Lepidoptera, Tortricidae. The coding region runs from base 56 to 1777 and encodes 573 amino acids. The transcript is spliced from 3 exons.
AUGUGCAAACAUUCGGCAUUGCAGCUACAUUUAUUUUAACGAGAAAACUAUCGCAAUGCCUUCGAGUUUAGUUGACCUGCGGCCGGACCGUCGUCUGUUGGACCACGAGUUCGAAGGUUACAAGCUUAACCUGCAGGCGUUGCCUCACUACAGCCACGAGCUAACGUCGCCCGUAGACCGUGUAUUCCCCGACGACGUCCAGUACUCUUUCAUUCACGCGAAGCUCUUCGCACUUCAUAACCACCUAGUAGCGGAUAAGUGGGAUUACACGCACAGCUUCUACUACAUAGAUGAGAAACAGCAAGUUAGGCACAUUAGUUUCGAUAACGCUAAUCUAACGUUUCAAAACACCGUUGUUUACGAUAUCCCGGCUCAUGUGGAGCGGAAAUCUGGUCAUUUUAACCUGUGCCUGUCGUUCCCCUCGAAUACUUUGGCUUUGGUGAGUGACGGGACAGGGUACUUGCAUAUAGUUGACACGCGCGCUCGCAGCAGACCAGCCGAACGUAAUGCACAAUGGCAAACGCAGCAAUCAAGUCUCAUCUUGGGCGAAGAUAAGUAUUUCAUAAUUGUAGACUCCAGAAUUGUAGAGAAAAACAAUACGGAAAUCUUACACUGUCUCUUACAGUCCGUAGAGCAGAAUGAGGCUCAGUUUGACUCUGUUUUGACAUGGGUCAUUUUUAACUUUGACGUAAUUAACUCAACCUGGUGUCAAAUGAGCUUUCGACAAGUGCAAGGCAAAGGCAUUGUACAUUAUGCCGCAUUGGAGAGUUUGUGUUCGGCUAUCUACCUAGCUUCAGACCAUCCAUUCAAAUUUACAAAAGACUCGGAAAAGGAAAUAGUAGAAAAAAAGGAAGAGAUCAAAACAAUAUUGUACACUUGGCUGCAAACAUCAGAAGAUAUAACUAUUACAUUGAAAUUGGAAGAUAACUUUGACAAGAAGCUCUUCCGAGUGGAUGUUGGUCCGUUGGAAGUUAAAAUAAGCUACGGGGGUAAAGAGUUGGUGAGUGGCCGGCUACGGAACAGAGUGGACAGCGAGUUGACUACCUGGAAUGUACAAGAUAAUGGUCAAGUUAAUGUAUUGUUGACAAAGUCAGACAGUAUGCUGUGGGACAACCUCAUUGAGGGUGGUGAUAAUAAGGGUGAACAGAUUAUGGACGAGAGUCUGAUCAAGGAGGCACAUCGCAGACUGUCACAUCUGUGCUCCGAGACAGAGGUGACAUCCAUUGAACAGUCCGCUCCAGGGCUCUCCACACAAGAGUUGGAGGAGUGUGACGCAGCAUCCGAGGAAGACACAGUGCUAGUUCGCCUAGACACCAACCACGAGACCACCCACCGCGUGCCGCUGAGCGUCAACCGCUACCUCUUCAGCCUCACCAUCGACCCCCAACAGUCGCCCGCCAUCGUCCUCCGCCACGACGUCGACGCCUGCAUCUGGCAACCUUACCCUACCGACAACCGACCCUUUCUCAUCCACGAGGGAACUCUAAUGGCCUUCGGAUACAUACAGUCUUCAAAAACGAAUAGGAAAUUCAUCACUUGCCCUCCUAAUUUAUCUUAUGGGGUAGUAUGCGAGAGUUCGAGGCAUAUUUUCGUGUAUCAGCAUAGGAAUAGUGGGCAGUUGAGGAAUAGGAGUGGGGGGGUGAAUAGGUUGGUGAAAGUGGGGCAGCAGAACGUGUUUAACGUGGAGAGGUUCGGUGAGGUGGUGGGGAUUGAGGCGACGAAUGAUUAUUUGUUUGUUUUGACUGAGAGUUCUUUGGUGGCUAUAGGUAUUCAGUAGGGCACGAAGGUUGAUAUCGGGGUGUAGCCGAGCGCG